This is a messenger RNA of Melitaea cinxia (Glanville fritillary), 1050 nucleotides long. It is a transcript of the gene Gas41, whose product is annotated as YEATS domain-containing protein 4. Gene Ontology annotation, biological process: regulation of DNA-templated transcription. The record is from RefSeq and is a predicted model, not a curated record. The coding region runs from base 157 to 843 and encodes 228 amino acids. The transcript has 4 exons. NCBI's taxonomy places the organism in Eukaryota, Metazoa, Arthropoda, Insecta, Lepidoptera, Nymphalidae.
GCUAGCUACAUUAAUACUAAUCUGUGCUCUUUGAUUUCCGUAAUAUUCAAAUAUUGAGGUUAGUUUGUUUACUAACAAACGCCUAAAUUAUUUUUCUACUCGUUUUUAUAAAUAUCAGCAAUCGUGGAUACAAAUUUUGCUAAACCCGAUUUAGAUAUGAGACGGUCAGCAUUCGGUCCGGAUUCUGGCGGUAGAGUAAAGGGUCUAGUGAUAGUAAAGCCGAUAGUAUACGGUAACAAAGCCCGGUAUUUCGGUAAAAAGCGCGAAGAAGAUGGUCACACACAUGAAUGGACUGUGUACGUUAAGCCCUACGCCAAUGAGGAUAUGUCGGCUUAUAUUAAAAAAGUACACUUCAAAUUGCAUGAAAGCUACGCAAACCCAAAUAGAAUUGUCAUGAAGCAGCCGUAUGAGUUAACUGAAACUGGUUGGGGUGAAUUUGAAAUUGUCAUCAAGAUAUACUUUCACGAUAUUAAUGAAAGACCGGUGACUCUCUACCAUAUUCUUAAACUAUUCCAAUCACCGGUUAGUGAAGGCUCACAGCCAGUGGACCUUGUAAGUGAAUCAUAUGAGGAGAUUGUGUUCCAAGAACCAACGCAGCUCAUGCAAUACUUAUUAAACAGUGUGAAACCUAUCACCAAUGGACCAUGGACACAGUUGACUAAUUUUGAAGAAAAAAAAGAGAAAACACUAGACAGGAUUAUCUCAGCUCAAACGAAGGUUCGCAGUGAAAUAUCUGAACUCAAAGAGAAGCUACAACUCGCAAAGGAAACUAUAUCGAAAUUCAAAGAAGAAAUAGCCAAACUACAGAACAAUCCCACGUCCAAUAUUUUACCCGGAAUUUAAGAACAGAAUUAUAUUGUAGUUAUAUGUAACGAAGUUUUAUUGAUCAAAACAAUACAUUAAGAUUUGUGCGAAGUGAAUUUUAUUUUUUAAUUACUGUCAAUUUUGCUGCAGUCUUUUGAAAAUUCUCAUUAUUUAUAAUAUCGUAUUAUUAAUAAAGCUAAUGAUAUUAUACACUCAGUGUGGACACAAUAAAGCUCUUAUCCCGUG